UCGCGAUGGAGGGAGAUACAGUUGAAGGUACACAGCUUCAUUACGGCGAUUUCAUUGUCAUCGCUGGAUAUUUUGCUUUUGUCUUAUUUAUAGGAUUAUGGACUUCUCGGCAAAACCGGGGCAGUGCAGGAGGGUAUUUUCUCGCAGGAAGAAAUAUGCACUGGAUACCAGUGGGAGCCUCCCUGUUUGCCAGUAACAUAGGAAGUAUCCACUUUGUUGGAUUAGCAGGAUCUGGAGCUGCAUCAGGAAUAGCUAUUGGCCUAUAUGAACUUAAUGCUCUAUAUAUCCUUAUGUUAUUGGGGUACAUUUUUCUACCUGUGUAUAUUGCAUCAGGUGUUUACACCAUGCCUGAGUAUCUGAAGUGUCGAUUUGGAGGGCAGAGAAUCCAGAUCUAUAUGGCUGUCUUAGCUCUUCUUGUGUACAUCUUCACUAAAAUCUCAGCAGACUUGUAUGCUGGGGCAUUAUUCAUAGAGCAGUCCAUGCAUUGGAAUCUCUAUUUGUCCAUUCUAUUACUGCUGAGUAUUGCCACAAUUUUUACAAUUACUGGUGGACUGACAGCAGUGAUAUGGACAGAUUUUAUACAGACUAUAAUCAUGAUAAUUGGAGCAUUGGUGCUAAUGGGCUUGAGCUUUGCAAAGGUUGGUGGGUUAAAUGGAAUAGUGGAGAAAUACCCUCAUGCCAUUGCAAACACAACAAAAUAUUCCAACACAACCUGUGGAGUGCCUAGAGAAGAUUACAUGCAUCUGUUCCGGGACCCAGUGACAGGAGACUUGCCAUGGCCAGGAAUCGUGGGAAUGUCUAUAAACUCCAUCUGGUACUGGUGUUCUGAUCAGGUGAUUGUUCAGAGAGCACUUGCAGGCAAGACCUUUGACCAUGCUAAGGCAGGAACGGUGCUGUGUGCCUUCAUCAAAAUACUCCCCCUCUUCUUACUGGUAUUCCCAGGAAUGGUCUCAAGGAUAUUGUUUCCAGACACUGUAGGCUGUGCUGACCCUGAAGUGUGUAUGUCUGUCUGUGGAAGUGAGACUGGUUGUAGUAAUAUUGCGUACCCCACACUCGUCAUAAACUUAAUGCCAGCAGGUGCCCGAGGGAUGAUGUUGGCAGUGAUGAUGGCUGCUCUCAUGUCAUCUCUGACCUCCAUCUUUAACAGCAGUAGUACAAUCUUUGCUAUGGACAUCUGGACCAGGAUCAGAAAGCAGGCCUCGGAGUUAGAGAUCAUGAUUGUCGGAAGGCUGUUUGUAUUGGUUUUGGUUGUUAUAAGUAUUGUCUGGAUCCCAGUAAUCCGGGCCUCUCAAGGGAGUGAACUCUUUGUCUACAUCCAGGAAGUAUCCAGUUUCAUGCAGCCUCCCAUUUGCUGUAUCUUCUUGUUAGGAUUGUUCUGGGAAAGAUUGAAUGAAGCGGGUGCUUUCUAUGGUUUGGUGAUAGGGAUGGUGAUAGGGCUGGUCCGGUUUAUUGUGGAGUAUUCUUACUCCAUGCCUAACUGUGUAGACAACCUACCUGACCCCCGCCCCUCCAUCAUCAAGGAUUUCCACUACCUGUACUUUUCCUCUUUCCUGUUUGUUGUCACAGGACUGGUAGCCAUUGGAGUUAGCCUUCUGACUAAACCCAUUGACAAAAGAUGUCUUCGGAGGUUGACCUGGUGGACGAGACACAAUGAGGACCCUCGUCUGGACAUAGAUGAGUGGUUAGCUGGACAGUCCAAAGACAGUGACGAUGAUAAUUCAUCUGUGGCAGCCAGUACAGAGAAAGAAAAAGGGGUAGAAAUGGAGAAUCUCACUCUCAAGAAUGGGAAAGCUGAGGAGGCAGGACUGUCUGAAAAAUUGGCCAACAAAGAUGGAGAGUGUAACCAAGGAGACAGCCUGAUGAAGACGGUGACAUUGAGCACUGACCCAGAGAUCCAGGUGGAGGAGGGUCCAGUGAGGGUAGCCCUACCUCGACGUGUCAUCUACUGGUGCUGUGGUAUAGAGGAGGAUAAUAAAACAGAACUAGCCAGUCAUACAGUACAGAGAAAUGAAAUACAGUCCAUCAAAGAACAUCCAGUCUGGUCCAAAGUCAGCAAUGUUUUUGCCAUCUUAGCCAUGAUAGCAGCUGUGUUCCUUUUCGCUUUCUUUGCUUGAGGACAUGGCAUGUGUGCUGGUAUUCAGAUAUGUAAUGAGCAGCAAGCGUGCUACCAGAAGAAAGUACCUGUGAUCUCAGUUGUAUGAAUCAUACUUUGAAUAAUUACAAAUGCUUUGAAUGCAUUGGUUUGCCCAUGUAUCAAAUAAUUUUUAUUUGGUGACUACUGUCUAACAGGUUGGUUACUUUUCAGGCAUGGACAAUAUAUUUUUUGGUAUUAUACAAUAUAAAUAUUUUUUUCAAAUUAUUAUAUGGAACAUGCUAUGUGAGGAAAGAAGAUGCCUUUGUGCUAAGGAUUAAUUGAUCUAUCCUGCCCACAUUUUCCAUCCAUUUUAUUCAGCAAUUUCAAGCAGACCUCAGAUAUAUGUCUAAUACCUCAUUAUGCUGAUUCAUUUUUAUCAGUUUUGGUGUGACUUGCUGUAAUUUAUGAUUAUUUUAAUAUUUUUUCAGUGUAACAAGAAUUUAAUAGCAUGUAGAAUGUUAAACAUUAUUAAUCCAAUACUAAGGGUAUAUAUUUAUGAAUCCUGUUUGAAAUAAAUUAAGUAAAGCACUACGGGAUGUAUAUUUUAUCUGACAAAUGUUUCAAACAGUUUAGAUAAUUUUAUUGAUGUUCGGUUUAAUUUUCACUGUGUUGUCAAUUUAAUGAUGAGAUAUUGUGAUUAUAUUACUCGAGUGUUAUUGCAUAUGCAUGCAAUUAACAUCUAUACAUAUCAUUGCCAGACCAGAGAAAUCCAAUUUAUUUUGACAUACAGAGAAACAAGAAAAUAGACCAAAAAAAAAAUUAAUUAAUCAAUGCAAUUAUGUGUUUGUACCCGGUUAUAAAGUGGAGUUUAUAUGGGUUUGUGUAUAAAUAUUAAAUGAUGUCGAAGUGUCUAGUACAUGUACCUUUAAAAUUGUAUUUCUUUGUUUAUUGUUUCAAUAUUUGUAAUCAAGAUAUUUAGUUACGAGUUAAUUUUUAGCUCACCUCGACGAAGUCGAGAUGAGCUUAUGCUAUACCCCCGGCAUCGGCGUUAGCGUCGGCAUCCUGGGUAAAGUUUUAAGAGCAAGUCCACUCCCAAGUAACUAUAAGUCCUAUCUGGACGAAACUUGCAUGUAUGGUGGAUCAAGGGAUGGACACUACCACACUUGCUUUGGAUGCUGGAUCUGACCUAGAUUUUCCAGAUGAGUGACUAGUUUAAAGUUUUUGUAGCAGGCCCAUACCCAAGUAACUAUUGGCCCUACCUUGACCAAACUUGCAUUGAUGAUGCAUCUAGGGAUGGACACUACCACACUUGCUUAGGAUGCUGGAUCUGACCUAGAUUUUCCAGAUGAGUGACCAGGUUAAAGUUUUUGGAGCAGGUCCAUACCCAAGUAACUAUUGGCCCUACCUUGACCAAACUUGCAUUGAUGAUGCAUCUAGGGAUGGACACUACCACACUUGCUUCGGAUGCUGGAUUCGACCUAGAUUUUCCACAUGAGUGAAUUUAUAGCCAUAUUUUAACCAAAUUAGCAUGGAUGAUGUAGCUAGGGAUGGUCACUUCCAGACUUGCUUUGGAUUCUGAAUCUGACCUACAUUUUCCAGAUGAGUGACCAGGAUAAUUUUUUUGGAGUAGCUAUAUAACAUUAUGGCCUGUUAUGAUUAAACUUGCAUAGAUGGUGCAUCUAAGGAUGAAAACUUCAAGACUUACUUUGGAUGUUGGAACUGACCAAAAUUUUCUUGAUUAGUAAACAGGAUAAACGUUUUUUGAACAGGUCUAUUUCCAAGUAACUAUAAGUCGUACUUAAACCAAACUUGCUUGGACAUUGAUCUUGGGAUGUACACUAAAUAAAACAAAAUAUGAUGUGAAAUUUGCCUUACUUAAAGAUGACAUUCGUCGAGGUGAGCUUCGUAAUCUUUGAUUACCUAUGUUUUUUAUAAGGAAGUCAACUCAUAACCAUGGUCCUGGUUAUGAAUGGACUUCCACAUUUGGUUACAAGUUGAUUUACUGGAGGGUAUUAUGCUCAAAUGGUAUAUGAUUGUUUACCAAUUAUAAUAUACAUUAUCCAAUGUACUCUGAGCUCCAAACACCUGAUCUAAGAAUGGUACCUUACAAUAAUAAUGAUCACAGUCAUAACAUUAAGCAAGAGAAAAAAAAAUCCAUAGUUAUAUAUUUAGAAAAUAAAGGGAAAAAAUUAAUGAUUAAAUAAUUCUAAAAUUAUAAUUUCAUGACUUGAGGAUCAAAGAUCUGGAUUAUUAGUCUGUAAAAUGAGAUACAUGUAUAGUCAGACUUUUUUGAAAGAGUUUUGCUAUAAAGAAUUCUGUUUGAAAGGAAUAUUUUGAAAAUCCAUGUUCAUUUAAUCGAUCUUUAAUUAAUAUUAUUAUAAAGAAUCCAGGUUAUCACUACUCUUGUACAGUGAAGAGAAGUAGUGAUUUAUGUUAGAAAAUGUUAUUUAAUGUUAGAAUUGAGUAUAUCCAUAUGUAUUGUAUGUAGUUUAGAAACAAGAACAAAUUAUAUUUAAAUGAAUAAUUUUUAUUAUUUAUACAUAAUCAUUUAUACCGGUAAUGAAAUACAUAUAUUUAUAAAUAUAUAUAUUAUAUUAUAUAUAUAUAUGUAUAUUAUCAGAACCAGUACUGUUAUUUAUUAUUAUGAUUUUUUUUAAUUCUUGUUGGAUCACAGCUUUUUGAAAUUUUAGAGCAUGGUGAUAGUUUACCACUAAUAGCCCCCAGGAAAAAAAAUAUUGGAAAAAAAAUUCCCUUUAUAUACAUGUAGGCUACACCGCUGUAAAAAAUUGUAUAAUGAUGAAAAAAAAAUCUUGGGGCAUUAUGAUCAGAAUAGGUGUUUUGAAUUAGAUAGGUAAACAAAAUACCUGUACACCUAUAUGGUCCCUUCUUUAGGUGUACAGUUAGAGACAUUUUUUAAAGAUUUAGUUUGUUUUAUAGAGAUGCAUGCCUUGCAAUUCUGCAGAUCUUAUUAAUUGCUUGUUAGUGUGUAUUUGAUAAUAUAGGCAACACUGACAUGAGAGAUAUUUGUUCUAUACCAUAUUUGGUAUACAUGUCAAUGUCUUAAAUUGCUUCUUUUAUAUCCAGUGAAAUAAAAUCACAUAUGUAGGAGUGUAUUUUUGUUUUGUUUCUUUAGGACUCAGGAUGUGGGUGUGCAUCCUUUAAUUCUUUAAAGUAUAGCGAUGAUGAUGUCAAUUAACAGAUAAUAAAUAUUUAGAAAACA
Saccostrea echinata is the source of this 5294-nucleotide messenger RNA. RefSeq names its product sodium/myo-inositol cotransporter 2-like. Gene Ontology annotation, molecular function: D-glucose:sodium symporter activity. The record is from RefSeq and is a predicted model, not a curated record. The transcript is spliced from 17 exons. Gene Ontology annotation, biological process: transmembrane transport. NCBI's taxonomy places the organism in Eukaryota, Metazoa, Mollusca, Bivalvia, Ostreida, Ostreidae. Gene Ontology annotation, cellular component: plasma membrane. Bases 6 to 2114 code for a protein of 702 amino acids.